AAGUGCAUUUUUUACUCCUCUCCCCUCUUUUCAUACAUACUGACAUUUGAUAUAGACAUAAAUCCAGUCGCAGGAUUCUGAAAUGUCUUACACAUCUUAAGGUAAUUCUUUGUGUCUGCAACUAUUGUUAAGAAGAUUAUUUCACGUUUCUCAACAAUCAUGGUCGUCAGCGAUAGUUGUCAAAUCGCGGGAGAUGAUUCUGAGGUGUGUACUGCCAUUCAUGAGACAGCAAAUAAGUGUGGUUUCUAUCUCAAUACGACAUCAUGUCACGAUUCCGACGGCAAGCUGGAUUAUAUGUAUUUCAUAUUUUGCUAUCUCCAGCCUCAGUAUUCUGGGGUUGGCAUAGCAGUUUGUAUGAUUUGGCUUUUAAUGCUUUUCAUUGGACUCGGAGUAACAGCUGAUGAUUUCUUGUGUCCAUCUCUUGUAGUGAUAACAAAGACUCUUCGUUUAUCGCAGAACAUAGCUGGAGUAACAUUUUUAGCUUUUGGUAAUGGUGCACCAGACAUCUUUUCAUCAGUAGCAGGAACUGAGCAAGCUCGACCGGAACUAGUCAUAGGUACUCUCUUUGGUGCCGGUGUUUUUGUUACUUCAGUGGUUGCAGGUUCCAUAAUUGCUUCAAAACCGUUCAAGAUAAUGGAAAGACCAUUUCUCAGAGAUAUUAUAUUUUAUGUAUGUGCUGCAUUUUGGGCCUUCUUGCGCUUUUAUUAUGAAAUAGUACUCCUAUGGCAUGCAAUAGGGUUCAUAGCACUUUAUAUCCUGUAUAUAUUGGUGGUUAUUAUAAGUCGAAUAAUUUAUAACAAGUACCGAGACAAAACACCACCUAAAGUUCCUGAGAUCGAAGUUGAACCUCCAACACCUGAUGAGAAGAGCCAAGUGACUUUUAAGCCAAGUGGCGAAGAUGAUGAUCCCGAAGCCGCAGGAGUAGUCUUACGAAGGUUUAGUUUUCGUGGUAGCAUCUCCAGCCCCACAAAAAAGAGAGUAUCCUCUUCUCAUUCUCACCAUGAACAUGUGAUCAAAGCACUUACACAGUCUGUGGAUAGUCAUCAGAAUCCUGCGUACAAAAAUGGCCAUCCGCCGCCUCUGGAUAGUCAAAUUUCCAAAACUAGUCUCUCUAGCCUUUUAACUUCAAGCGGAGAAACAACAACGUUGAGAGAAUUCUUGUUUCAAGUUUCUCCAGUUGACAUUGAAGCAUGGCCAGAAAGAAGUCUUUUAUCUAAAGUUCUCGAAAUAGUUAAGGCUCCCGUCUGCUUUUUAUUGAUCCUUACAGUUCCUGUUGUUGACUACGAAAAUGACAAAGAUAAUUGGUGCAGACCAUUGAAUAUCAUUCACUGUCUGUCGUCUCCUAUGUUCGUAUUAUUGGCUCUUGGAGAAUAUGACCAAAAUGUUGGCAAGAUACCUGUAUGGGGUAUUGUUUUAUUAGUGUCAGUUGCAGUGGCAACUAUAGUGUUCUUCACUUCAUCCAAUGAUUCUGCUCCUAUAUAUCACGGGGUUUUCGGAUAUCUGGGUUUCAUUGUGUCUGUUUUAUGGGUGUACGUCAUCGCCUCAGAGAUUGUCUCGUUGUUAAAGACUGUUGGAAUCAUAUUCAAACUAAGCGAUGCAAUUCUAGGUCUAACAGUUCUUGCAUGGGGAAAUAGUAUAGGAGAUUUCAUUUCAAAUUUAUCUGUUGCAAGACAGGGUUACCCAAGAAUGGGUAUAUCUGCCUGCUACGGAGGCCCUCUACUGAAUCUACUUUUGGGUAUAGGAAUACCAUACACUCUGAGGAUUGCAAAAUGUGGAGAGCCACUUGAAUUACAAUAUGACAGAUUAAUCACUUUGCUGUACGGUACUUUGACCAUAAUUCUCAUUUGCACAAUUUUAACCAUGACAGUCCUUCGUUUCAACGCAAAGAGAUAUUUUGGGAUCUUCUUAAUCUGCAUGUAUGUAGCGUUCUUGAGUGCUGCCAUUAUGCUGGAAACUGGAAUUAUAUGAGACAUUCUUUACCCCAUGACUUGUAAAGAUCGCUGUGAAAGGAAAUUCGUCCAUCCUGUCAUCACUGACUAUGAGAAUACAGAAUUUCUGUGACUGCUCACUCCUGGGAGUUGACUAACGAAUUUCUGCUAGUUAAUACCCUACUUUCAUGUUAUUUAAGGAAGUAUUGGUAGUAAAUCAAAGUAAGCAAUCAUGGCGUGUUAGUGAUUGUUCUUAUGAAAGACAUUGUGUUAUUCAUUGUGUGACUGAGAGAACACUUGUGUAAAUCUGAACAACGAUUCCUAAUUAUUAUCUAAAAGCGUUUUCCACUAAAUUUGGACUACAUUCCUGUAAGUAUGUUACAAGAUUCAUGUAUGGAAGCAGUGAGAAAAAUAAGAUUUUUAAUUAUCGUUUAUAUUUUUAAAAAAUGUUUCUAAUUAUCAUAGACGAACUGAGUUUUCAGAGAGUGUGGUAUUUUGUAAUUCAUCCGUAUGUACUUGAAUUAAAAUAAAUAUCAUGAAAACCCUUCUAGACAUCGAGAUUUCCGAUUGCAAGUUAAAAAUGGGUAAAAAGACUUAAUUUUUGUGAUUUUUCGAGACCUGUUAUACACGAGUUUUAAGUAUGCAACCUCAUGAAUACUGGAAAGAUCUGAUAUCAAUAAUCUUUUCUUAGUCGAAGAGAAUUACGAAACUAUGCUUUCAAAUGACUUCAUUCCAUCAAUUAGUUCCCCCCCCCAUCAAUUAGUUUUAAAAUAGAUAUGAACAAGCCGAUUGUGAAGAACAUUAAAAAAUUUGUCCUUUUAGACUGUUUGAUCCUUUUAGACUUUGCUUGCUGAUUCUAUAAAGUAGGUGGCAUUAAAUUGCCCAUUUUUUAGAAAACUGGAAAAUUAACAUAUUAUUUAAUUGAAUUUCCAGGACAAAUCUGGGAUUUUAUUUUAAAGUUUUGUUUAUAUAUUGUAAUUAUGUACAAUGGAAAUUUUAAAACAUUUCUGUACGUUUUUUAUUUCAGUAGUAUCUUUGCAGCAUUACACAGCAUAAUUAUUUCAAAAUCUUAAGGACCCGUGAUUUUAAGAAAUGCAAAAGAUUAACGGAAUGAUCGUGAUAUAUAUUAAAAGUUCUGUAUAUUUGAUACCGUUAUUUUGUAAGAGUAGUGUGUUUCAUUGAAAUCCAUUACACGUUUAACUAAACAAUAACUUAAUAGUUUUUCCUCUAAUGGAAUGUUUGCACAUAAUAUUGAAAACAUGUUUAAUACUGAAAACAUGUAUCGGCAUGUUUUACAUAGUCUGCCCUACUUCCGAAAUGUUUUGCGUCGGACUUCAGUAACACCUAGAUAGGGCAAGAGAAAAUCUUUUCUGACAGUUGUUAUAACCGAUUUUGGGGGCAGGAGGUAGUCUUCUAUCUAUUCAUGUGCUUCUACCAAUCACUCACCCUCAAACUUUACCUUUGUUGUGGUGGAAAGAUAACAAACACAUGAAAACCUAAAAUAUUAACUUAAUCUUUUUUCUCACUACUUGUGAGUCAAACUUAUACAAACGUAUAAUCUAAAUCCGCUGGAUUAACAGCUACUGUCUCGAAAGCACAGCCAUUUAACCGGCUACAGCACCAGUGUUCCUACUUAAAGCUACAACAACAGAAAGGAUUAUAAUAGCCUAUUUUACUAAAUUUCCCAUUUACCAUGACUCAUGCCUAAUGUCUGAAGAUCACUUCUAUUCUAAUAGCAGCCUCUGCGGCAGGGCAUAGCAAUGACUGAAACAUCUGUACUUUAAGUAAUGCAGGUUAUGAUUCUUCCUCUAAAUUUAAACUACGUUGCUUACCCUAAAACCUGCAUAAACUUCUAGACUGAGGAAAUACGCGACGAACAAGUUUGAAAAUAAAAUCUGAACUGUUAGUUUAAUGAAAUGUUACUCCAUUUCUUGUAUUUCGUACCGGAAAUGAUUCUGACAACGAGAGUUGUUUUAGGGUUCCGCUCAUAUACUUGCUGAACCGAUGCUUAAACAUCCUAAUGCGUCCAUUUAAUUCAACAAUGGAUCUCCUACUGAUUUCCUUCAAUACGCGGAAUUUGGAUAUUUAGCUCGUUCCUCCGCUUCAAACAUUCUUCCAAGCAAACGGUCUUCUUUACUAUUGUUUCCUAACUUCAUAUUUCUCAUAAAGCCAUUGUGUCCAUUGAUAACCAGGGCAGAAGAUAACAUACAUAUAUUGCAGUUGCCUAUUUAAGUGAUUUUAAUUUUCUAUAACUUUAAGAAGCUUACUUUUUAAUUCUUCCUUGUAUUUCAUUGUAUAUAAGAUAGUUCUUACUUCUUUUAAUUUAACAACAGUAAUUAUGUUUCGAUGUAGAAUCUUAUACUUCUGUUUUAUGUUUUGUAAUUAGUGAAACUUUGUUAAUUUAAAAUAAAAGUAAGUACACGUGCAUUUUAAAUCAUUUAUAUGUAAAUCAAUGUGUGUGUAAUAAACAAUUGUUGUUUUAACCAAA
Molecule: messenger RNA, 4416 nt
Organism: Stegodyphus dumicola
Lineage: Eukaryota; Metazoa; Arthropoda; Arachnida; Araneae; Eresidae
Product: mitochondrial sodium/calcium exchanger protein-like
Biological process (GO): monoatomic cation transport; transmembrane transport; intracellular calcium ion homeostasis
Cellular component (GO): membrane
Molecular function (GO): calcium:sodium antiporter activity
Source: RefSeq, a predicted model, not a curated record